AUGGCGCCACAGGAUGCUGUCCCACAUCAUGGCCUCGUCCACCUUAACCCGACCGCAAUCCAGUACGCCUGCUUCUUUUCCUGCGCCCCCCUGGGGCUCAUCCACCGAUUCGUCCCUACUGCCACUGCGCGCCACCUGUACUCAAUCUUAACGGCAGCAGUCAUGCUCAGAAUUCUCCAUCCUGAGGCGGCGCCACAUUUUGCAUUCAUCAUAGCCGUAUCGUACACAGUUAUGCUGCUCCACCGGCGGCGGUGUGGGGUGAUCGUGACGUGGGUGGGGUUUGCACACAUAACCUGGUGUCACUGGCUGUAUCGGGGCUACUAUAGAGGCAGCUUCCCUUUUGUUGGCUCCUUCUCGGUACUGGUUCUAAGGCUCGGCUCAAGGCUCGCCUUCAAUUACCAGGACGGUCUGCUUCCCAAGGAUCAGCUGACCAAGACGCAGGCCCUGUUUCGGGUCACGUCGCUGCCCAGCGUACUGGAGUACCUGGGCUUCGUGAGUCAGGGGUACAUGUCAACAGGGCCUCACAUACACCUCGUCGACUACAGCCAAUUCACCAAGAGAGAAGGGCGGUGGAGUCCAAACGAGAAGGCCCCUAACCCGCUUCCAGCAACCCUGACCGCACUCGCGCGCACCGCCGUGCUGGGCUACGUGACCCAGAAAACCAUCCACGUAGCUCCGGUCGCCUUCAUCAAGUCAUCGACGUACCAUCACAAGUACUCCUUCUGGCGACGGCUGGGUUACCAACUGCUCGUGUUUGAGCACCGUCGCCUCCGGGUAUAUGCUAUGUGGUCGUUCUUCGAGGCGGCCUGGAUUAUCUCGGGGCGCGGCUUCUCGGGGUGGCACGACGGGAAGCCCUCCUGGGCGGGAGCGACGAACUUCCACUUCUGGGGCGUCGAGCUGGCGGAGCAUCCCGCGGCGAUCUGGGCCAACUGGGACAUUCACACCGGGCUGUGGCUGCGAUACUAUGUGUACGACCGUUUGACUCCCCGAGGGCAGAAACCAGGAAUCCUGCAAUUGGCGGCUACUCAGGCGGCGUCCUUCGUCUGGCAUGGCCCGUAUCUGGGUCAGGCCCUUUUCCGGACCAACGCGACGCUUAUCAUUUUGAGCGCCAGAGUUCUGUACAGGUAUAAGACCCGGCUGGUGGAGCGCCCACCCGCUCUCAAGCUGCCCGCGCGCGCGCUGAUGUGGGCGUAUACGCAGCUGACAGCUGGCACGAAAGAGAUGGCUCUCUUUCUCACGGUUCUCACGUUUCGAGACAUCUGGCGGGCGUUUGGAUCCAUAUACUAUCUGCAAGUGCUUGUGCCGUUGACCAUUCUCGUUCUGGGUUGGUUGUUCCCGGUCGAAGCGUCCAAGAAGACGGUCCCCCUUCACGCGCAAGCAGCUAGGAAGGACGCUCCUGUAGACGCCCGGACAAGCGCUCGGGAAACGACUCAGAAAAAGGACACAUGA
Molecule: messenger RNA, 1449 nt
Organism: Klebsormidium nitens
Lineage: Eukaryota; Viridiplantae; Streptophyta; Klebsormidiophyceae; Klebsormidiales; Klebsormidiaceae
Source: the annotation of a GenBank genome assembly